AUUUUUUAAAUAAGUGAAAGGAUUUUUGCAAACAUUUUUAUUAUGGAGUUUAAUGACACAGAAUAUAUAAAUUCAUUGUUUAUAUUCAAAGACCGGGCUACAAAACUAUUAAAUAAAAUAGUUACCGACACUCCCGAUAAAAAAUAUGACACAAUUGUGGACAUUGGGUGCGGAACGGGAGUUGUGACACAAAUGUUGGCCCACAGGCUAAUGGUUGACCACAUUUACGGCAUAGACAUAGAUAGCGGGGUCAUUGAGUUUGCGAAGCACACUCACAAUGAGAGUAAUAUCCAGUAUAUUAAUCAAGAUAUUAGUGCGGAGUGGUAUGAAUUGGCCCCGGGAUUACGGGCACUGGAGGGUAGGGUGUCGUUGGUCUUCUCGAGCGCUUGCUUUCAAUGGAUCGACAAUAAGCGAAAUGCGAUGAAAAAUAUUUAUCGUUUACUUAAAAAUGGGGGCAAAAUAUGCGCCGAUAUUAUGCAAAUUCCCGAUCUAUUUGAAGGUUUCCCGGAUAUGUACGAGAAGUUUACCGGAAAUAUACAGAAUAUUCCGACAAAAGUGCAACAAAUGAACGUUUGGAGCGAUUUGUUUCAAGAGUUUAAUUUGAAAAUCAUUUCACAAGAAUUUAUUCUCGAAAAUCAUACGAUUCCUGAAAAGGCAUUUAUAGAUCAUUUCAUGCCAAUGUUGAUAUGCUUAUGGGCUAAGUAUUGGAUUGAUUACAGCAAAGUUAGGGAUGAGGUGCAACACCUAAUAUAUGAACGGUCGUAA
This is a messenger RNA of Oppiella nova, 765 nucleotides long. The record is from the annotation of a GenBank genome assembly. Lineage: Eukaryota; Metazoa; Arthropoda; Arachnida; Sarcoptiformes; Oppiidae.